CUCGAUUUAAGUUAUCAGCUGCGGUUGCUUCACCAUGUUGAAGAGGAAAACAACAAGCGAGCAGAGCUAAGGAGGAAGACGACUUCUUGUUUAUCCCUUCGACUUCAUCUGCUAGCCUACUUUUUGAGGAUAUACUAACGAUGCAUCUGAGAACAUUGCUUUCGUGAAAGUUUAAGAAGAAUUGGACUUGUUUUUUCCCGCGGCGGAAUGAAGCAGUGCGUUUAAAGCAAGCCCGGAGACUUUUACAUCGCGUACUUUCAAAUCACGCUAAUCUCUGACGAAGUGACAGUUCUGUCUGUGGAGUUUUACCUGAGCAGGUGAAGCGAACGCUUGCCAUCAUGUCCAAGUCCAUGGAUCACGUUAAGCGUCCAAUGAACGCGUUCAUGGUGUGGUCCCGAGCGCAGCGGCGGAAAAUGGCCCAAGAAAAUCCGAAAAUGCACAAUUCCGAAAUCAGCAAGCGAUUAGGAGCGGAGUGGAAACUUCUGACGGAGUCCGAUAAGAGGCCGUUCAUCGACGAAGCGAAGCGACUGCGGGCGAUGCACAUGAAGGAACACCCUGACUACAAAUACAGACCCAGGCGAAAGCCCAAGACUUUAAUGAAGAAAGACAAAUUCGCGUUCCCGAUGGCGUAUAAUUUGGGAGAGCACGAGGCGCUUAAAAUGGGCGGCUUAUCGAGCGGAGCGCUUACCGAGUCGUUAAUGAGCAACCCCGAUAAAGUGGCGGCGGCGGCGGCGGCAGCCGCGGCAAGGGUGUUCUUCAACCCUUCCAUGUCUACAAACCCCUAUUCGUUUUUUGACCUCGGCUCAAAAAUGACAGAGCUUUCUCCACCGUCUUUCCCAUACGCCUCACCGUUGGGUUACCCAACAGCGGCGACGGCUUUCUCCGGAGCGGGCGCACAUACCCACACGCAUUCCCAUCCAUCGCCGGGUAACCCGGGCUACAUGAUCCCGUGUAACUGCGCGGCUUGGACGUCUGCAGGGCUCCAGCCACCUCUUGCCUACAUUUUACUACCUGGAAUGGGCAAACCACAACUUGAACCGUAUCCCGCGUACGCGGCGGCGUUAUGAGACUCUGAAAAAGUUUCUAAACGUGAAAUCAACGUAAUACACGUGGAGCAUGAACAUGUGAUGCCACGAUCGUCAUAUCAGAUAUCAAAUGUGUUUGUAUCAUGAUUAAUGCCUCUGGCGUUCUGUUAUUCUGGCGUGGUUAUUAAUGACAAACGACAGUGUGCUGAGCGAAUCCAGUACGCCCUUAUCAAUGUGAAUACUUCUAUGAAAAGCUACCAAGUCAGACUAACCUGUUGACUCUGUAACUAGUUUACCAUGUGCCGCUAUUGCAGAGAAAAUUGGGUGAUGCUGUUCAAGUGGUUGCAUUUUAGCUAUAUUGGAAAACAAAACAAAACAUUGUUUUAAUAUGAAAAAAUCAACCUUGAUGAAUUCCCGCGCAGUUUUUUUUCUCAUCUUCUUCAAAUCAGUCAUGUUACUGUAAAUGUGUACAGUUUUAUUAAAUCAUAUCUGGUUAGUGCUCCAAAUGCCGGAGCUGUUGGACUAGAAAUCAGGUGUAGCCUAUAUUUUGAGUUUCGAAUAUUCCAUGGAUGUAUGUAAUAUUUAUUGUUCAGUCAGUGAAACUACCCUAUUUGUUGAUCGUGGGACACGACGUGUCCUUUGAUAUUUGCACAAAGGGAGACCAUGAGCACUUAUAAGUGUAAUUUAUUCAAAAGAAACAACAUGCCCAAGUUCCUGACAUUUCUGGGGUGCUGGUCUGCUGAUAUUCUACAUCAGACGACUGUCAGAUGCGUUCACGUAAGAAAGUCAGUCCGUUUUUUUACUAACUCGAAGUGAAAUUGUAUGUUAUAUGUUUUGCAUAAUUCCACUUAUAUGUACUUAAAAUGCCUAUCGUUCAUUUAUUGAACAAGGGGGAUAUAAUAAAGCGU
Sinocyclocheilus rhinocerous is the source of this 1933-nucleotide messenger RNA. RefSeq names its product transcription factor Sox-21-B-like. Gene Ontology annotation, biological process: brain development; neuron differentiation; positive regulation of transcription by RNA polymerase II. The coding region runs from base 339 to 1067 and encodes 242 amino acids. Gene Ontology annotation, cellular component: nucleus. Gene Ontology annotation, molecular function: RNA polymerase II cis-regulatory region sequence-specific DNA binding; DNA-binding transcription activator activity, RNA polymerase II-specific. The transcript has a single exon. The record is from RefSeq and is a predicted model, not a curated record. NCBI's taxonomy places the organism in Eukaryota, Metazoa, Chordata, Actinopteri, Cypriniformes, Cyprinidae.